Molecule: messenger RNA, 1968 nt
Organism: Closterium sp. NIES-67
Lineage: Eukaryota; Viridiplantae; Streptophyta; Zygnematophyceae; Desmidiales; Closteriaceae
Source: the annotation of a GenBank genome assembly
GAAUCCCUCUCUCCAAGUGAAUGCCUGAGCAAAAGCAGGAAUAAACAUCCCAAGCUUGUCCUACGCACUCAGAUUCAGGCUUCAUUUUGGAGUUGAAGCAGUUGGCUUCCUCCUCAUCCUCUCCCAUCUGCCCAGUUAUCGCUAAUCUCUGUGCUUCUAGAUCAGAAGCUUAGCCAGGAUGGCUACUCCCGCUCUCACCGUCGAGAAGACGGCCUCUGGCCGCGAGUACAAGGUCAAGGACAUGUCAUUGGCGGAUUUCGGCCGCAUGGAGCUCGAUCUCGCUGAGGUCGAGAUGCCUGGCCUCGUCGCUUGCCGUGAGGAGUUCGGCCCUGCUCAGCCGUUUAAGGGAGCCAAGAUCAGUGGAUCCCUCCACAUGACUGUCCAGACUGCCGUGCUCAUCGAGACCCUCACUGCACUCGGCGCGGAUGUCAGAUGGUGCUCGUGCAACAUCUUCUCCACUCAGGACCACGCUGCUGCCGUUAUUGCCCGGGAUUCAGCUGCCGUGUUUGCCUGGAAGGGCGAGACCCUGUGGGAGUACUGGUGGUGCACUGAGCGCUGCCUGGACUGGGGUGUUGGCGGCGGUCCCGAUCUGAUCGUCGACGACGGUGGUGACGCCACCCUCCUGAUCCACGAGGGUGUGAAGGCGGAGAUCGAGUUCGAGAAGUCGGGCGCUGUCCCCGACCCCGAGUCGACGACGAACCCCGAGUUCCAGAUCGUGCUGACCAUCAUCCGGGACUCGCUCAAGGAGACGCCCACCAAGUACCGCGACAUGGCCAAGCGCGUCAUGGGCGUGUCGGAGGAGACCACCACGGGCGUGAAGCGCCUGUACCAGAUGCAGCUCAACGGCUCGCUGCUCUUCCCCGCCAUCAACGUCAACGACUCGGUCACCAAGAGCAAGUUCGACAACCUGUACGGUUGCCGUCACUCCCUGCCCGACGGUCUCAUGAGGGCUACAGACGUCAUGAUCGCCGGUAAGACCGCCCUGGUGUGCGGAUACGGUGACGUCGGCAAGGGCUGCGCUGCUGCUCUCAAGGCCGCUGGUGCCCGCGUUACAGUCACGGAGGUUGACCCCAUCUGCGCUCUCCAGGCUGCCAUGGAGGGCUUCGCCGUGAACACUCUGGCGAAUGUCGUUGACCAGACCGACAUUUUCGUGACUACAACUGGUAAUAAGGACAUCAUCAUGGUCAGCGACAUGGUGAAGAUGAAGAACAACGCGAUUGUGUGCAACAUCGGCCACUUCGACAACGAGAUCGACAUGGCCGGCCUGGAGAGCUACCCAGGCGCCAAGAAGGUGACGGUGAAGCCCCAGACCGACCGCUGGGUGUUCCCUGAGACCAACCGCGGCAUCAUCAUCCUGGCAGAGGGCCGCCUGAUGAACCUGGGAUGCGCCACCGGCCACCCCAGCUUCGUUAUGUCCUGCUCGUUCACGAACCAGGUGAUUGCGCAGAUCGAGCUGUGGAAGGAGAAGGACUCGGGCAAGUACAAGAAGGAGGUGUACGUGCUGCCCAAGCACCUUGAUGAGAAGGUCGCCGCUCUGCACUUGCCGAAGCUUGGAGCUGUGUUGACCAAGCUGAGCCCUGAGCAGGCUGAGUACAUCAAUGUUCCUGUGGAGGGCCCUUACAAGCCUGCCCACUACAGGUACUAGACAAGAUAACUACCUAUUGCUUAUACGCGUUUGGCCCGUUGCUGGGAUGUUAAUUGAAGCAAAUUUCAAGCCUGCUCUGCUCGUACACACCACAUGCAUGUUCAUUGAAAAGGGAGUAGUAGGCUAGCUGCAACGCGGCAGCUAAAUAGCGACCCUGCUGGCUAGCUCUCGUGCAUGUUGAAUGCGUGGUAGUCAGUUUGGAAGCCCUAAACUCAGGUGUUUUUGGCAGCGUGAGCAAUGGUCCCUCAGCACAUCAUUGCCACAUCUGCAUGGUUUUAAAACGUGAAACAUGAAUCUAACUGCAAUCAAACAGAAUAUGUACA